AUGAGGCUGACCACUCCGCCACCCGAACAGACGGAGGAAAUCCAUGUCAUCCGACAAGCCGAGAUACUCAAAGCGUGGUAUUCAGCCUACGACAUCUGCAUUCAGCACCAAGAGGUAGCCGGUGGUGUCGCUAUCCGCUCCCUCCCCCAGCUUCAAGGCAAACUGACUCGCGUCGUCGGGCUAGAACUCCAGGGACCGUUCAUGCCACAGGACCUUCGCGAACUUGAGGCAAUCUACGCCGGAAUACACCUACAGCCGGAAGUCCAUUCAUGCGAAUAUGCAGAUUCUUCCGUAACACAGGUCCUCGCUGUCGCCGGGUACUUCUCCAGGGGGAGCCUGAGUGUGUACUGCAUGGACCUGGAGGAUUCGGAUGAGCAGCCUAUGGCCGAGAGUUCGAAAGAAACGACGACUGUGAGGGUUGGGGAGGUGACUUCGGAUGCUGACCGAAAACGAUUUAUCGCUGCUUCUAUCGCAGGGUUCGCAGAUGGAGGACGCUCCGAGGAGUUACUGAGCGCGUUGGCGCGUAUUGCAACCCUGAGAGCUGACACACGACUCUAUAUCGCAACGAACAACGCGGGGGAAGAUCAUUGGGACUGCAGCGUUGGCGGAUAUUUAUACUUGGACAGUACUGUACCAGAGUAUCGCGCCAUGGGCAUACAUGCCGCACUCAUUCAUGCGCGUUUGAGGGUCGCUAGAGACAUGGGCUUCUGGCUGGUGACGCUGAGUACAAGGCAGGGUAGCGGCAGCGCUAAAAACGCAGAAAAGGUUGGGGUUGAGAUGGCAUACCGAAAGGAGGUCUAUAUAAAGACAUGA
This is a messenger RNA of Aspergillus saccharolyticus JOP 1030-1, 813 nucleotides long. RefSeq lists its product as uncharacterized. The transcript is spliced from 2 exons. Lineage: Eukaryota; Fungi; Ascomycota; Eurotiomycetes; Eurotiales; Aspergillaceae. Bases 1 to 813 code for a protein of 270 amino acids. The record is from RefSeq and is a predicted model, not a curated record.